Messenger RNA from Monopterus albus (swamp eel), 3389 nucleotides. RefSeq names its product v-myb avian myeloblastosis viral oncogene homolog (gene myb). Gene Ontology annotation, molecular function: DNA-binding transcription factor activity, RNA polymerase II-specific; RNA polymerase II cis-regulatory region sequence-specific DNA binding. Gene Ontology annotation, biological process: regulation of DNA-templated transcription. The coding region runs from base 521 to 2320 and encodes 599 amino acids. Lineage: Eukaryota; Metazoa; Chordata; Actinopteri; Synbranchiformes; Synbranchidae. The record is from RefSeq and is a predicted model, not a curated record. The transcript has 15 exons. Gene Ontology annotation, cellular component: nucleus.
AAGACUACAGUGUUAUCCAAAGACCUAUCUAUAUUAUCCAAUUAUCACCCAAUUGACCAUUUUUCAUUUCUAACAUAAAAUCAAGCCACCUUUCAUGAUGACAUAUAUAUAUAAUUGUAUGGUGUACAUCAUGCUAAGCAGGAUCAAAUCGAUUUUGGUUUAGAUGGUACUCUACAGGUUCUUUUCCACCUAAAAAGGUACAGGUUGAUGUGUUUCCAAGGAAAGCAUUUGUAUUCGCUUUCUUAUAUGUGAACCAAAGGUUUAAAUUUUCUCUUGUUCUCUUAAAAAGUCAUUGUAAGACGUCGGAUGGUGAUAAACUAUACUUUAUUGCACAUGCGCAGUGGGCCGCACGCGUUCAGAGCGCCAAAUGUGCCGGGAUCUAUGGGGAGGGAGGAGCAGUAGUAGAGGCUGCUGUAGUUUAAAUUAAUGUCAACCUACUCCUCACCGGGAGAAGAAACUCUGCGGAGAUAGCGAAAGUACGUGCUCAGCGCAACCUGCGAGCCGCUCUACAUACUUUCACAUGGCUCGGCGGCCGAGAAACAGUGUUUACAGCAGUGAGGAGGAUGAUGAGGAGACUGAGAUGUAUGAACAUGAUUAUGAUGGAGCACUUGCCAAGGCAGGGAAACGCCACCUUGGUAAAACACGCUGGACACGAGAAGAGGAUGAGAAGUUGAAAAAACUUGUUGAGGUUCAUGGAUCAGAAGACUGGAAACUCAUUGCAAGCUUAUUAACUAAUCGCACGGAUGUGCAGUGUCAGCACAGGUGGCAGAAGGUGCUGAACCCAGAACUUAUCAAAGGACCGNACACAAACACAUGUCCACCACAGGUGAUUGAGCUGGUCCAUAAGUAUGGAGCCAAGCGCUGGUCCGUGAUCGCCAAGCAUCUGAAGGGGCGAAUUGGCAAGCAGUGCCGCGAGCGCUGGCACAACCACCUGAACCCGGAGGUGAAAAAGACAUCAUGGACUGAGGAGGAGGACCGAAUCAUCUACCAGGCACAUGAGAAGCUGGGCAACCGCUGGGCCGAAAUUGCUAAGCUGCUCCCUGGCAGGACUGACAAUGCUAUAAAGAAUCACUGGAACUCCACCAUGAGGCGAAAGGUGGAACAGGAGGGCUACCUGCAGAGCACGGCAAAGAACGGCAACUCGUCACUCUCCAUCAACUACAUCAAGACGGCUAAUCACAUCUUCCACAACUCGCCCAGUCAUGUGCAGUUGCCUCCGUUGUCACCUGUCAACUACACGUACAUGUCCGACACACACAGAAUGCCUUUCCCCAUGGCCUUGCAUUUGAACAUGCUGAACAUUCCCCAGCUUGGAACUGCUGCUAUACAGAGACACUAUAGUGAGGAGGACCCCGAGAAGGAGAAGAGGGUGAAAGAGAUUGAACUGCUGCUCAUGUCAACAGAAAAUGAGCUGAUAGGCCAACCAUCACUACCAAUGAAUUUGCCCUAUCCGAGCUGGGUCAGCCAGAGCUCUUUGACUGGCAGCUCAGAGGGUGUUGCUAUGUCGUUACCUCAUCACCAGGCAGCCGCUCCUGCCCUUCAUGACCAGAGCUGCCUACCUGAGGAGAGCGCCUCUGCAACACGUGCCCACAGCAACAACAGCAGCAACAGUAACAACAACAGCAACAGUCAUCACAGCAGCCCGACGUUCUCAAAUACUAUUCCAGAGUUCAUGGAAUCUGUCAUUGAUUCUUUUCUCAACCAGUCAGUGAGCCCAGAACACUCAGACAACGACAGUUUACCCAUGAGCUCGCCUGUGGACUCCAAGCCCCUGAUCGACCACUCUCUCAGGCCUCAGAAAGAGAAUGCGAUGUUCAGAACUCCAAACAUUCGUCGUUCGAUCCUGGAGUCAACACCUCGCACACCCACACCUUUCAGGUCUGUCCUGGCCCUGCAGGAAGCCAAGUAUGGACCCAUCAAACUACUGAACACCCCUCUGGAGCAGCAGAUGGUGGAGUCUAUUAAGCAGGAGCCGAUGGAGUGUGCCAUUGAGCAGCCUCCUCUGAAAAAGAUCAAACAAGAGGUGGAGUCCCCAUGCGAGAGAAGCCCGUGUAUGCAAUGGGAAGGACAAGAUCUUCACACACAGCUCUUCUCUCCCAAUGGAUCCGCACAGGAAGUACCUGGCCUACUUACGAGCUCAUUAUUGAGUGAAGAGGGACACAAAGCCUACCACCUCCCUCGCAGAGGCAUGGGCAGCCCACUACAGCAGCUCAGUUCCUGGGAGCAGGUGACAUGUGGGAAAAUAGAGGAGCAUGUUUUGGCCUCAGAGCAGAGCCACAAGUACAUCAACACUUAUCCUACGAGGACAAUGGUCAUGUAGACACAUAGACUUAUGUUGAUCUGGAAACAUCAACAUUCCCUGCGCUAGAUGCAGCGCGGCAGCUUUCAUAUUUGUUGUGGUACAACAGUUGGGAGAGGCUUUAUGCCACUGGUGUUUUUACACUUACACUUGUUGGAUUUCGACCAACCAAAGACUAUAAUUGUUUUCUUUGUAAUUUUUUUUUUUAAUAUAGAACUUGCUUUGGGUUUUUAUAAAUGUUUGUCUUAUCACUUCUGGUCUUGUAUUAUUAUCAAUGUUGUAUUAUAAACGGGGUAUGGUAGCUAUAUCAUUUGCAUUGGGCUGUAUUAUUAUUUCUGAAUUUUGAUAUUAAUAUAAAGAACAAGUUGAUUAAUUUAUUUCUGUUAUUUUCAUGAUAACAUUGUGUUUUUUUUUUUACAAUUGGCCAAUGGAGCAGUGUUGUAAGUUAAGUAUUUAAGCCCUUUUAGCAUUAUCAUAUAUCCAAAAGCAUAUUAAUGAAUUCAAAACUGACCUCUCAUUUUUUAACAGGAUAUAAUGGGUCUACUGAGAAUUUCAAGUGUUUCUGUCACCUUUUGUGAACACUUAACUACUGAACAAGAACAGCCGCAUCUGUUCUUACAUUUACGUUAUUCAUCUGUGAACUAUGUUUUACACAACAGGAGGGGGCCGGUCUUAUUAGUAUUACUUUAUUACUACAUGUCAGCCUUAAAUUUAUUUCUGGCCUUUACAGUAUCCAUUCAAAGAACAAGCAGUUGUGUGUGUACAUUAAAAAAUUCAUUGAGCUUAUAUGUUUGAAACAUGAGCAUUCGCCCUGUAAGAGUAAGACCAAGCUGUGCUUGAAUUUAAUAUUUUCCAUAAGAAAACAAGAGUACUAAACACUGAUAUUUUAUAUUAUGAUACAAACAAAAGCCCUAUUAAAAUGUUUGUGUGCUCAUUUGUAAGCAUUUCUUUAAGUAGUUUUGUAUCAUUUUAUAUUGCAUAUUCAACCAGCAUUUCAUUUUCAUACUAAGACUCGUGACAAACACUCAGUAGACAGUCAUUUUUUACAUUUUAUGCCUUGUUUUUAUACUAGCUUUCGAGCAAAAAUAAU